This is a messenger RNA of Pollicipes pollicipes, 2194 nucleotides long. Its product is annotated as protein odd-skipped-related 2. The annotation marks the transcript as partial. Gene Ontology annotation, biological process: regulation of transcription by RNA polymerase II; embryo development. The record is from RefSeq and is a predicted model, not a curated record. The transcript has 2 exons. Lineage: Eukaryota; Metazoa; Arthropoda; Thecostraca; Pollicipedomorpha; Pollicipedidae. Gene Ontology annotation, molecular function: RNA polymerase II transcription regulatory region sequence-specific DNA binding; DNA-binding transcription factor activity, RNA polymerase II-specific. Gene Ontology annotation, cellular component: nucleus.
UCCGGCGGUGGCGGCAGCGGCGAGCCGAGCGGCGCCAAGUUCGACUUCUCGCGGCUGGCCGAGUCGGCCACGGAGCCGAGCCCGGCCGGUGGUGCGCCGCCACCGCCGCCGCCGCCGCUUUCGCUGCUGCAGCCGUACCGGCCGCUGCUGCUGCCGGCGCUCUUCCCGGGCCUGUCAGCCGUGUUGCCGCUCACCCGGCGGCCCGGACCUGGCCGCGGCCGCGCCGCCCGCCCCAAGAAGCAGUUCAUCUGCCAGUAUUGCCAGCGCCAUUUUACGAAGAGCUACAACCUGCUGAUUCACGAGCGCACGCACACGGACGAGCGGCCCUUCUCCUGCGACAUCUGCAGCAAGGCCUUCCGCCGGCAGGACCACCUUCGGGACCACAGGUACAUCCACUCCAAAGAGAAGCCGUUUGUGUGCGGCGUCUGCGGCAAGGGCUUCUGUCAGUCGCGCACGCUGGCCGUGCACAAGAUCCUGCACAUGGAGGAGUCGCCGCACCGCUGUCCCACGUGCAGCCGCAGCUUCAACCAGCGCUCCAACUUGAAGACCCACCUGCUGACGCACACCGACAUCCGGCCGUACUGCUGCACCGGCUGCAGUAAGGUGUUCCGGCGCAACUGUGACCUUCGCCGCCACCUACUGACGCACAGCCUGGGCCCGCCAGAGGACGCCGACGCCGAGGCCGGGCCGGUCGACCCGCUGGACAGCCCCCCGGGCGUGCCCAGGACCAGCCAGCCGGUCCGCGACCUGGGGCUGACGGAUGGUGACGGGAGCGAAGCGGGGUCAGCCGACGUGCCGUUCCCACUCGAGACUACUCAGCUGACGCGCAACCAGAGACUGACGCAGGACGGGGGAGGCUCGGCGGCCUCCAUGGGCGGCGGGGGCGAGCGUAGCGCGGGACAGCCCGAGACCCUGUGUGUCCACAUGCAGGCGGACAAGGCGCGUUGUCUGGUUACGAACGCGUCGCCCGCCUCCGGCUCCCCGGCCAGGGCUGCCACCUUCACCAUAGACGCGCUCAUGUCCUGAGCAGCGUCACGUUGUCACGUGCUGAGAGUUCGUCUCCACCCCGUCUCCACGCAGCCCUGAAAGGACGGCCUGAUGUGUGCCUCGGCCGGCCGCGAGCGUCGGCCUGGUGUCGGGCAUGUCCUGCCAGGGCAGUGGUGCGACCUGAGCGGGCCUUUUAAGCACGCUGUGGCAUGAUCAUAAGCACGCUGUGGCACGAUCAGUUACGUAAUGCCGCUUGGCACUUAUGUCUGGCCCGAUGUGAAUUGUGGCCUUCUCCACAUAUGUGGCCGGUCCGGUGCGCUGGACCGGCCAUAUGUGGUUAGAACUGCAGUCGCACUGCAGGUGAAGUCACAAUGCAGUGCAGCUUGUGACCAUGCUCGUGUUAGGCGCAGUGUGUGAGGUGUGAUUGGUGGCGACACAAGACCCGGGUAGUUGGAAAACUGCCUCUAACCUAAACGUCCAUACUUGAUGCAACACGCGGACAUUUGAGCACGAUAAAGACGUCCAACAUGCGCUUUGCAAGCAUCAGUCGUUGCCACUAUUGUGAUCUUGCUGUAAGAAGACUGUGCAUAGGGAGAAAUGGGGAGUGGUGAUUUAGAAUGGGAACUUUGCUCCAACGCAUCAUUAGUAUGGAUAGCGUGCAGUUUACGCGGUUGAUUGUUAAUAGGACAACCUUUUAAACGAAGUGCCAUUUUCGCUGCCAAGCAGCAGAUUUUAAGUCCAGUGAAUGGACAGCAUGCCACAUCUGAUCGCAGGGUCAUAGCGUGUCUCCGAUGUAGACCUAUGCCGGGGCAUUUCCCAUAAAGACAGUGCUGAGAUGUGAUGACGGUGUGCUGGUUGUUGCUCGUUGUGGGAGUACAGCCCUCUCUUCUACAGCGGCCGCGGUUGGAUGCAGACCGAGGCUGAAAACUACUGCCAUGCUGCGUGCCAACCCCACGAGUGAAGGUGCUAUCGUGCGAGCUAUGCUGAAUACAAACCAAUGAUGCAUUUCGUAUGAUGACUUUUUUAAUUGGACACUUGAAAUAGUUAGUUUUGGGGUGCGUUGGCAUGUGUGAGAGAUCGUGGCGCCUCUUCCAGAUCGACAGUUUGUGGUUCUGCCGUGAGGUCGUUCUUAAAGGCUUGCCAAUAAAGUUUUUUUCAAAUACUGUUUGCUGUGUGGCGAAAAAUGUUUGUGCUUCCAGAAUAUAUU